Durotheca rogersii is the source of this 2784-nucleotide messenger RNA. Its product is annotated as kinase-like protein. Gene Ontology annotation, molecular function: protein serine/threonine/tyrosine kinase activity; ATP binding; protein serine/threonine kinase activity. The transcript is spliced from 2 exons. The record is from RefSeq and is a predicted model, not a curated record. Gene Ontology annotation, cellular component: spindle; kinetochore; nucleus. Gene Ontology annotation, biological process: peptidyl-serine phosphorylation; meiotic spindle assembly checkpoint signaling; mitotic spindle assembly checkpoint signaling. NCBI's taxonomy places the organism in Eukaryota, Fungi, Ascomycota, Sordariomycetes, Xylariales, Xylariaceae. The coding region runs from base 1 to 2784 and encodes 927 amino acids.
AUGGCCUCUGCCGCAUCCCCGACCCCCGCAGGGUCAAGCAGUAAUAGUUACUACCACCCAGCAGCGGCUGCUGUCCUGACCCGGAAGUCCUCGUUACGAUCGUCCGGAUUGAGGAGGGCCCCGUCACGAUCUCAGCUCGAGCGCGCCGAGUCGAACCCGUUACCGUCCGCCCAUGGGUCCAAGUCGCAGUACGCGGUGAAUGACAGCUCCGACGAUGAGAUCCCCGUGCCUAUGAAGCUCAGCGCUCUCACCAAGGCGCUCCUCAACGACGAGGGCGCCGAGCCCGAGCGGGAACACGAUCGUGUCAGGACCCGAGCACGAGGCCACCGCCCCCCUUCGCCCGCGCACGCAGAGCCGGAGAAGCCGAUAAAGAGACGCAGCGUGUUGAGCUCGUCCACGUCGGUGGGCGAGGAGAGGAGACAACAUACCCGCGCCAGCAGCGCCCAGACAUCGUCGCGACCGACCUCGCCCGUGAAGAGCCAGCCUAGUAGGGAGAGCAGCCCCGUUAGGAAGCGAGUGGUUCGACUGAGCUCCACGUCCGGGACGAUCGCCACUGCUGCUACAGCUGCUCAAGCCAAACCCGCGAAGAGGAGGUCCACAUCGACGUCGCUCUCCCAUUCGCAGAGUAGGAAUCGCCCACCGAGCCGAGACAGCGUCGCGGAAGAUAUGGCCAAUGCUUCAGAGAUCAAGGAUAAGGACAUCAACACGCCCGCCCAGCAGGGACGUGUUGUCAGGAUCGCCAUGAGUUCGUCGGGGAGUAGGGUUCGCUCGUCCGGCUCGUCGGCGCUAUCCUCUUCGCGACACGCAGACUCGGCCUCGUUCCUCUCCCACGCCGGGCAGGCCGAUGAGGACGGCGCACCGGAAGCUCCUCAGACCAUGCCCCGAGACAAGGGGUCUUCGAAUCCAGGGAGUGCCUCUAGGAUGGGCUCAAACGGUGCCAGAAGUCGAAUCGACGAAAGUCAAGGUGUUCAGAGCGCGAUGCGUGUCAAGAGAGUAGGGAAAGUUCCCGGCAGCUUCCUCAGCGGGCCGGCGCGUCGAGGACGGAGAAGGCAGAGCGAGGAAGACGCCGAGAACGAGCGCGAGCCGUUACACUCUGGCCAGGACGCCGACGGUCAGCAACCUCGGGACCCCGCGGACUACGAACUGGGUGACAACCUCGCCUCGUCAUACUACGUACCGGAUCGUCUAGCCUCAGGCAGUCCCGUCAGUUCUAGGAGUUCUACGCGACCAUCGCAUCGGAGAGAACCAUCCACGGCCGUAGAUGACGCGCGGGUUCCACAAUCGCGGCAGGCGUCGCCCGACCACGACGAGAUUCCCAUCCCGCACUACCGAAUCCCUCCGCCGCGGCCGGAGAUGCCGGCGCGAAACGACCAGGAAAACGAAGCCCCACCGACCUUUAGGAGACCUAAACCGUCCACGAGCUCCCUUCUCGAGAGGGAAAUCCCCAAGGCACCGCCCCCCCGGCCCCUGGGCGCGGACGUAGGCGCGUUGCGGCCGACAUCACCUGAGCGGAAGGCGCUCGGCUCGCUGAACCAAAACACACCGCGUAGGGCGGCACCGCCACCGCCGCCCAAGAUGUCGAUCCUCGACGCGGCUACGUCGGCAGCGGGAGCGGCCACGGCGGGGAAGCGGCGGAACUAUAUGAAGGUUAACGGCAAAUGCUACACCCGACUCGACUCGCUCGGGCGAGGCGGCAGCGGCAAGGUGUACCGGGUGGCAGCGGACAACGGCAAGAUGUUCGCACUAAAGCGUGUCUCACUCGAGGGCGCCGACGAGAACACGGUUCGCGGCUACAAGGGCGAGAUCGACCUGCUCAAGAAGCUAAACAACGUCGAGCGGGUCAUCACCCUGUACGACUAUGAGAUGAACGAGGAGAAGCAAGUCCUCAGUCUGCUUAUGGAAAUGGGCGAGCUAGACCUUAACACCCUCCUACGGUUGCGGCUGUCGCCGGAGAACGCGCGGUUCGACCCAGUGUUCGUGCGGUACUACUGGCAGGAGAUGCUCGAGUGCCUGGCGGCGGUGCACGCGCACGACAUCGUGCACUCGGACCUGAAGCCGGCCAACUUCGUGCUCGUGCAGGGGCGGCUGAAGCUCAUCGACUUCGGCAUCGCGAACGCGAUCCAGACAGACGAGACGGUGAACGUGCACCGCGAGACGCAGAUCGGCACGCCCAACUACAUGAGCCCCGAGAGCCUGAUCGACUCGAACGCGGCGGACCCGCGCCACCACCGGAUCGGCGCGGGCGCAGGAAGCCUCGCGCGCCCGAAGCUCAUGAAGCUCGGCAAGCCGAGCGACAUCUGGAGCCUCGGAUGUAUCCUGUACCAGAUGGUGUACGGGACGCCGCCGUUCGGCCACAUCGCGAACCCGAUGGCGCGGUGCCACGCCAUCAUCAACUGGCAGUACGAGAUCGAGUUCCGGGACCGGGGCGCCGGCGGGCAGCCGGUGCCGCCGUCGCUGCUGCGCACGAUGCGGCGGUGCCUCAGCCGCGACCAGCACGCGCGGCCGACGUGCGCGGAGCUCCUCUCGCGCGCCGACCCGUUCCUGCACCCGGCCGAGGCGCCCGACGGGGGCCUCGGCCUCCCCGUAACCGAGGACCUGCUCGGGCGCAUCGUGCAGAGCGUCGUGGCGCGCUGCCGCGAGCGCAUGCCCACCGAGGCCGAGGCGCUCGGCGUCUGGCCCCAGGCCUACUGGGCCAGCAUCAUGAAGGCCGUCGGCCGUGAGGGGGUGGGCGGCGCAGCUCCGCCGUCGUCGCGGGCGGGUCCCACAGACGGCGCCGGAAGGUAG